Cuscuta campestris is the source of this 1281-nucleotide messenger RNA. The record is from the annotation of a GenBank genome assembly. Lineage: Eukaryota; Viridiplantae; Streptophyta; Magnoliopsida; Solanales; Convolvulaceae.
GUAGCAAACGGAACAGCCUCACGAAAAUUGCGUGGUAUGGAGGUGGCAUCAAUUGCUCCAAGAAAACCUUUGUACCUGUCAUGCAACUUAUUAAAAUGAACAAAGUUAGUAAUAGGGAACCGAGUACCCGAUUGUGAUGAACCUGAGGAGACCGGAAUCGGAGAGACAGUCUUUGCGGAAUUGAGAACAUAGUCAUUGAGAUGAGCUGGACGACGACGCGUACGCGGUGGAAGAGAAGGAACUGUUUCCGGUGGAGAAGUGGUCUCCACCGUGGAUGACCCUGACCCUGGGUUGGCAUCAUCUGAAGAAGAGGCAGGAGAAUCAGUCGAAACAGGGAAGGAAGAGGAUGAUGAUGAAACAGUGAAAAUCGAAAUUAGCAUAAAUUUUGAUUUCUCCGAAACAGAGGUUUAUAGAUCGAGUUUUCGUAGAAGAAGAAGAAGAAGUAUGGAGGGCGGCGAGGCGCUGAGAACGACCUGGAGAAGCUUCAAGCGGCGGCUGCAAUUCAGCGGGAUCGCCUGCUGUGGAUCCCCGAGGAGUCUGAGAGUUCCAAGCUCGACGAUCAGCGACGAAGAGGCCCAAUUGAAAGACCCGGCCCAGAUCGAGCUGGCGGAGGAAGACGACCAGGAGGAGGAGAUGCAGCGAGGCCGGUUCAAUCUGGCCAUGGCCCUCGCCGCCGAGCGCGAUUCGCGGAGGGCGGCUCCGGCCGCCCAGAUGAAGACGCUCGUGAGGUUAUUCGAGGAGGCGGAUGGCCGGGAGGGGAACAGCGCGGGCUCCGCCGCGAGGGACGGCGGAGGAGGAGGAGGAGGCGUUGGCGGGCCGUGCGGCGUGUGCGGGGAGAGGAAUCGGGGCGCGGCUUUGAUUCCCUGUGGGCACACCUACUGUAGGGCGUGUUCCCGAGAGUUUUGGUCAAACGGAGGGUCCUGCCCGUCAUGCAACCGUCCGAUUCGGGACAUCCUCCCUAUUUUUUGAUUUUAUUAAUGGCCAUUUAAUUUUUGCAUUAUUUCUUUUAAUUUUUAAUUAGAAGAAUUAAACCAUUUCAAUUACUAUAUUGUUCUGACCUGUGGACAUUUUCAUUGAAGUUUGAGUUAUUUACGGAGUAAUUGCUUAGAUCGUUCCAAUUUCCAGCUUUUCAAAUAUCAAAAAGAGUAAUUUUAGAUAUGACAAGAUAUGAUUUAUGAAAUAAAAAAAAAGUGAUAUGAAUUUUGAAAUCUGAAACAAAUUUGUUUGGAAAAAUUUUAAUUCAUGUUAAGCGAAGUGACCGAAUGAAAAUGGAGGUGGUUG